Bursaphelenchus xylophilus (pine wood nematode) is the source of this 1234-nucleotide messenger RNA. The record is from the annotation of a GenBank genome assembly. Lineage: Eukaryota; Metazoa; Nematoda; Chromadorea; Rhabditida; Aphelenchoididae.
AUGACCGUCAGCCAGGAGCUAGUUGACUUCUAUACAACGCUACGCCACUAUCAUGCUUAUUACGAAAUAACGUUGGCCGCCAUCUCUUUGAGUCUGAACGGAUUCGUAGUUUAUAUGGCCAUGACGACGCGAAAUCGAGUAAUGCGAAGUUACUGUUGGGUGGUAUUGAUGAGCAUGUUCGCGGACAUUGUCUACGUUUCGACCAAUCUGACUUCAAUGAUGGUAUAACACCAUUUCCCUAUAAGAUAUGAAAUCUUCGAUAUUUUUCAGGUGGUCGAAGUGAAAGGAGGCCUCAUGUACUUCAUUACUCUCGGGCCAUUCAGCCAUUAUCCAAACCCCGCCGGCAAGGUGAUGGGCGCCCUUUUCUUGACCGGCCUCUAUAUGGUCAUUGCCACGUUGGGAAUGCAGUUCGUCUACCGCUACUACGCGCUGUGCAAGACACCUUUGACCUUGACUCAAUUCUCUCUAAUUUAUCUUGUUGUUACUGUGUAUUGUGUAAGCGACGCCGCCAUUGGUGGGUUUAUUUUUGAUGGGGAAGAUGUGGAAAGAACGAGGAUGAUACAAGAACACCCCAUGUACACGCACAACACUCCAACCUACAUGAUUGUUGAUCCGGUAGGGGCUUUGUCAGUGGCAUUACAAAACGUGGACCCCCGAAGAGUCACACAGCUCUUGUUUUCAGCGGAAACCCAGCCAUAGUGUCCACCUCGUCUUUAGUCAGCUGAUUGUUGUAGUGGUGUAUGUUGUGGUCAUCUAUACGAGUAGAAAGAUCAAUGAGAAGCUAAAGAAAGCUUCAGAGACCAUGAGUAGUUCAACCAGAGAUGCUCAAAGACAACUCAACAGAGUUAUGAUUUUACAGGUGGGUCAAAUACAUACGUCAUCUAUAGCCUUGUUAAAUUGGAAAUGUCAGGAAUUGAAUCUUUUCCAGGCUACCUAUCCGGCGAUCAUCGUCGGCUGUCCGGUUCUAAUGGCCACAGGCUUUACCCAGCUUCAUCUGGAUAUUCUUUGGUGUGGGUUAUACCUAGUGCCAAGCGUUUCUCUCAUCCCGAUUGCCAACUCCGUGACAAUGAUUCUUGUCAUUCCCGCAUUCCGAAAACGAUUACUGAGCUGUCUCUCACUUCGAAAGGUUAAAGUAAAGUCUUCUGGAGCAUUUACCACGACCGAUAUAACAAGAAAGACGACGGAAACGCCAUCGCAAAGUCGGAUGGAACCGAAUGAAACCCAUCUGAUUUGA